Messenger RNA from Zea mays, 1071 nucleotides. Its product is annotated as pectinesterase inhibitor 28. The record is from RefSeq and is a predicted model, not a curated record. NCBI's taxonomy places the organism in Eukaryota, Viridiplantae, Streptophyta, Magnoliopsida, Poales, Poaceae. Bases 220 to 888 code for a protein of 222 amino acids. Gene Ontology annotation, molecular function: enzyme inhibitor activity. The transcript has a single exon.
CAAGCAAAUGUGAAGAAAGUGUAGACACGGCAUGCACAUGGUGGUCAUGGUGGACUGCUCCGCUCCACUUGCGUUGCUGGAGUCAACAUGGACAGCCAACAAUGGUCACCACCCUAUAAAAACCCUAUCCCCCUGCACUCCAAACACACAACUCAUCACCUUCCUUCCUUUCUAUCAUCAUCGUCCACACAAACACAUCCUACUCUUUAGCAAAAAGACAUGGCAACCACCAAGAAGGAGAAGGUCAUCCUCGUCCUGCUGUUCUCCCUGACGAUGCUCCCUCUCAGCACCCUCGGCACCCGCUCCGGCCCGGCGGCCGUGCAGCACCACGGCCACGGCGGCACCACCAAGCACCCCUCGCCUCCUUCACCAGCCACGGCGGCGCUGGUACGCAGCACGUGUAACUCCACGGCGUACUACGACGUGUGCGUGUCCGCGCUGGGCGCCGACCCGUCCAGCGCCACCGCCGACGUCCGCGGGCUCUCGACCAUCGCCGUGUCCGCGGCGGCCGCCAACGCCUCGGGCGGCGCCGCCACGGCCGCGGCGCUCGCCAACGGCACCGGCACCGCCGCGUCGUCGUCCAACGCGCAGGCGGCCCCUGCCACGGCCUCCGCCGCCGCGGCGCUGCUCCGCACGUGCGCAGCCAAGUACGGCCAGGCCCGGGACGCGCUGGCCGCCGCCGGGGACUCCAUCGCGCAGCAGGACUACGACGUGGCGUCCGUGCACGUGAGCGCCGCCGCCGAGUACCCGCAGGUGUGUAGGGUGCUGUUCCGGCGGCAGAAGCCCGGGCAGUACCCCGCGGAGCUGGCGGCGAGGGAGGAGACGCUCAGGCAGCUCUGCUCCGUCGCGCUCGACAUCAUCGGGCUCGCCUCCACCAACACCAACUAAUAAGCUAGCAGCAGUGGCGUGGCGGCGAGAAAAGAGAGGAAGAUUUUAUAAAAAAAAAGUAGCACCUUUUUCUUUUUGGUUUAAUUACUGUACGUAUUAUAUUAAUUAGCAGGGCACAUGCACGCAGAUGCAUAUUUAAAUUAUAAAAAGGUUGGUGUGCCUGCCCAAUCACCAUUUGAAGAA